AAACAACUUGCUAGCUUCUAUAAUUAAAAGCAUAACAAAAUGAAGACUACUCUUCAUCAGCUCUUGCCUGCAUUAUCUCUUUUGUUUUCCUUAUCGUUCCUCCCCUUCAUUGCCUUUUCAGUAAGGCAGUUUCCUUUACCGCCGGUAGUGAGCGUGGAAGGAAAGGAGGUGAAGCUGGGCGAGUCGUACUAUAUUUCCUUCACUCUGUUCCCACCACUUGGGGUGUGCCUGGUGGACAAUGAAAAGUGUCCCAAAGACAUCAUCCAAUGCCCCUCCUACUACGACGACCCCCGCGGCCUGCCUGUCACCUUCUCCUCCGUCGUCAACUCCACGGAGGACACCGUGGUUCGAGAGAACACUCCCUACCAUAUUGAGUUUUCCGGCGCCGUUGGCUCUGGAAACUGUAGCAACGAAACUAGCUUCUGGUACCUAAAGGAUGACGGAAUCGCCGGCAAGAAUUUCGUCGCUAUAGGUGCCAAGACUCUCGCUACCGAAUUUACGAUCCAGAAAGCGGUGCUGGGGUACAAGAUCACCGGAUGCAUACUACCACCUUUUCCCCUUUGCUAUGGCGUUGGGAUCGUAUCGGAAUUUGGAUUUAAUCGGCUGGGUAUCGGGUCGGACGUCCUGCCCGUCGAGUUUUUCCUCGGCAAGGCUGCUACAACUAAUUCCACUACCGUCGCAAUCGGCAACCUGCUAGAUUCACUGUAGCUACAACAGUGAAGAAUAUAUGUAGUACGUGUGCAGUGGUAUAUUCUGCAGGUUACGUUUUGUCGGGGACAUCUAUGUAUGUACGUAUGUAAUAAUUUGUCUGCUGCAUAUAUGCCAUGCAUAUAUAGGACAGCAGCUCGAUCUGUACUCUCAAUAAGCUAAUUAAGGGUUCUGUAUCCUUAAUAUCUUCGUAUUAUAUUUAUGGAAUUAUGCUUUUUAAUUUAUAAUAA
Ipomoea nil (Japanese morning glory) is the source of this 938-nucleotide messenger RNA. RefSeq names its product wound-responsive protein GWIN3-like. The record is from RefSeq and is a predicted model, not a curated record. Gene Ontology annotation, molecular function: endopeptidase inhibitor activity. The transcript is spliced from 2 exons. The coding region runs from base 40 to 708 and encodes 222 amino acids. Lineage: Eukaryota; Viridiplantae; Streptophyta; Magnoliopsida; Solanales; Convolvulaceae.